Molecule: messenger RNA, 4443 nt
Organism: Populus trichocarpa (black cottonwood)
Lineage: Eukaryota; Viridiplantae; Streptophyta; Magnoliopsida; Malpighiales; Salicaceae
Exons: 6
Coding region: 206-4177 (1323 amino acids)
Source: RefSeq, a predicted model, not a curated record
UUCUCUCUUUCUUUCCUCUCACACCAAAAAACCUUUUCCAUUCCUAGAAUUUUCUCCUACUCCAUCACCACCACCAUAGCUCUCUCUAUGAUUUUCGUUUUUUCUUGAAAAACAGAAAAAGCCCAUUUUUUAAAAGCUAAGGAAACAAUACAACGUUGAAUUUUCUCUCAGAAGGAAAAAUUUAGCAAGGUGAAGCUGGUUUAACAUGGAAGGAGAGACUCAAGUCAGUUCAGAUGUUCCAGUUGUGAAGGUUGACACUGAUGUUGCUGAUCCUAUUAAGGUAACAAAUGGAGACUUGCCGCAAGUAGAGAAGGAAGGAAAAAAAGAAGAGGAUGAAACUGAUGGAGAAUUCAUCAAAGUCGAGAAGGAAUCGCUAGAUGUGAAGGAUGGCUCUCAUACAGCUGAGGCGCAAUCUGUUGUGGAGGCUGACAAGCCAUCUGUUGUGGAAAGAAGUUUAAGUGGUUCGGCCAGAGAAUUGCUGGAGGCGCAAGAGAAGAUGAAGGAACUUGAAAUCGAAUUGGAAAGAGUAGCGGCAGCAUUAAAGCACUCUGAAUCUGAGAAUGCACAGAUGAAGGAUGAGGUCUUGCUUGUCAAUGAGAAGUUGGAUGAAAGUGGAAAGAAGUAUGAGGAGCUUGAAAUCAGUCACAAGAAAGUGAAAGAGCAGAUAAUUGAAGCUGAGGAGAAAUACAGUGCACAGCUCAACUCUUUGCAAGAAGCUCUACAAGCACAAGAAACCAAGCAUAAGGAAUUGGUUGAGGUCAAGGAAUCAUUUGAUGGCAUCACCCUUGAGCUCGAGAAUUCGAGAAAGAAGAUGAAAGAGUUGGAACAUGAGCUGGAAGUAUCUUCUGGUGAGACUAAGAAGUUUGAGGAGCUGCACAAAGAAAGUGGUUCACAUGCUGAAUCCGAAACGCAGAGGGCCUUGGAAUUUGAAAGGCUGCUUGAGGCGGCAAAACAGAGUGCAAAAGAAAUGGAAGAUCAGAUGGCUUCUCUUCAGGAGGAGGUCAAGGGCCUGUACGAGAAGGUUUCAGAGAAUCAGAAAGUUGAAGAGGCACUUAAGAGCACUACAGCAGAACUUUCAGCAGCUAAUGAAGAGUUGGCUGCUUCAAAAUCACAGCUGCUGGAAAUAGAGCAAAGACUUUCUUCAAAGGAGGCUCUUAUCAUCGAAAUAACCCAGGAAUUGGACCUCAAGAAAGCCUCUGAAUCUCAGGUGAAGGAAGAUGUUUCAGCUCUUGAGAAUUUGCUCACUGCAACAAAAGAAGAUCUUCAAGCAAAGGUUUCCGAGUUGGAAGGGAUCAAGCUGAAGUUACAGGAGGAAAUCAACAAAAGGGAAUCAGUUGAGGCUGGGUUAAAAACCCAUGAAGCACAGGUCUCAACUGUACAGGAAGAAUUGGCUAAAGUAAUAAAAGAAAAGGAAGCUCUAGAAGCAGCCAUGGCGGAUCUCACUGGUAAUGCAGCACAGAUGAAAGAGUUGUGCAGUGAACUUGAGGAAAAGUUGAAAACUUCAGAUGAUAAUUUCUGCAAAGCAGAUUCUCUUUUGUCCCAAGCUUUGUCAAACAUUGCCGAGCUAGAACAGAAGCUGAAGUCUCUUGAAGAUCUCCACAAUGAAUCUGGAGCUGCUGCAGCAACUGCCUCUCAAAAGAACCUGGUGCUAGAGGAUUUAAUCCAAGCGUCAAAUGAAGCAGCAGAAGAGGCCAAGUCACAACUGAGAGAGCUCGAGGCACGUUUUACUGCAUCAGAGCAGAAGAAUGUGGAGCUUGAGCAACAGUUGAAUUUGGUUGAACUGAAAAGCAGUGAUGCUGAGAGAGAGGUGAGGGAAUUCUCAGAGAAAAUAUCUGAACUCAGUACUGCAUUGAAAGAGGUAGAGGAAGAAAAGAAACAGUUGAGUAGCCAGAUGGAGGAAUACCAAGAAAAGAUUAGCCACCUUGAAUCUUCCCUGAAUCAUUCAUCGUCUCGGAAUUCAGAGCUUGAGGAAGAGUUGAGAAUUGCAGAAGAAAAAUGUGCUGAGCAUGAGGACCGAGCAAAUAUGCACCACCAGCGCAGCCUUGAACUUGAAGAUUCAUUCCAGACAUCUCAUUCCAAAGCAGAGGAUGCUGGGAAAAAGGCAAAUGAGUUGGAGUUGCUGCUUGAAGCAGAAAAAUACAGAAUCAAGGAGCUUGAAGAGCAGAACAGUGCAUUAGAAAAGAAAUGUAUGGAUGCAGAAGCAGAUUCCAAUAAAUACUCUGGCAGGAUAUCUGAACUAGCAUCUGAAAUUGAGGCAUAUCAAGCCAAGUCAUCAAGCCUUGAAGUUGCUCUGCAGAUUGCUGGGGAGAAGGAGAAAGAGCUAACAGAAUUACUGAAUUUGUUCACAAAUGAAAAGAAAACGUUAGAAGAGGCAUCAAGCAGUUCCAAUGAGAAGCUGACUGAAGCUGAGAAUCUUAUUGGGGUGUUGCGUAAUGAACUAGUCGUGAUGCAAGAGAGGUUCGAAAGCAUUGAAAACGAUCUAAAGGCUGCUGGAUUGAAAGAAGGUGAUAUAAUGGUGAAGCUCAAAUCUGCAGAGGAGCAACUUGAGCAACAAGAAAAAUUAUUAGAGGAAGCCACUACAAGAAGGUCAGAGCUCGAGUCAUUACACGAAACCCUAACAAGGGACUCAGAAAUCAAACUUCAAGAAGCAUUAGCAAACUUCACUAACAGGGAUUCUGAGGCAAAAUCCUUGUUUGAGAAACUGAAUACCCUUGAAGACCAAGUAAAGACCUAUGAAGAGCUGAUAGCUGAAACAACUGGAAGGUCUGCACUUGUGAAGGAAGAAUUGGACUUGUGUGUGUUAAAAAUGGCAACUUUGGAAACCUCAAAUGAAGAACUCAAAAGUCAGAUUGUGGAAGCAGAAACUAAGGUUUCCAACUCCUUCUCAGAGAAUGAACUCUUAGUUGAGACAAACAAUCAGCUGAAAAGCAAGAUCGAUGAACUUCAGGAUUUGCUAAACUCUGCCAUUUCUGAGAAGGAAGCCACAUCUCAACAACUUGUUUCGCAUGUGAGCACUAUCACAGAAAUAACAGACAAACACUCAAGAGCCAUAGAACUUCAUUCUGCAACUGAGUCACGAAUGGUGCAAGCUGAAGCGCAACUACAAGAGGCCAUUCAGAGCCUCGCACUGAGGGAUACAGAAACAAAGGAUUUGAAUGAGAAGCUAAAUGCACUUGAAGGGCAUAUAAAAUUGAACGAAGAACUGGCUCAUCAAGGAGCUGCAAUUUCUGAAUCUCGUAAAGUUGAGCUGGAAGAGAGUCUCCUCAAAAUUAAACAUCUGGAAACCGUUGUAGAGGAACUGCAAACCAAGGCAGGUCACUAUGAAAAAGAGAGUGGAGGGCUAGCUGAGGCGAAUUUGAAGCUCACUCAGGAGCUGGCCUCAUAUGAGUCCAAACUCGGUGAUUUGGAGGCAAAAUUAUCUGCAAUCCUUUCUGAGAAGGAUGAAACAGUUGAGCAGCUUCACAUUUCAAAGAAGGCCGUUGAGGAUUUGAGGCAGCAGCUCUCUGAUGAAAGGCAGAAACUACAGUCUCAGAUAUCUUCAGUUAUGGAAGAGAACAACCUCCUCAAUGAAACAUAUCAAAAUGGAAAGAAAGAACUUCAAUCAGUGAUCAUCCAGCUUGAAGAAGAACUGAUGGGACAGAAGGCGAAUGAAGAUGCCUUGAAAUCUGAGAUUGAAAGUCUCAAGGCUGAGGUUGCUGAGAAGUUGGCAUUGCAAACUUCUCUUGAGGAACUUAAGAAACAAUUGGCGGCAGCUGAAGCUCAACUAAAAGAACAGAAAGAAGCAGAUUCUCACAAUCAGCUGGAAAAAGAUGAAGCACAGAAGAAAUCCCUUGAAGCCAAGAACAAAGAAGUGUCACAUCUAGAGAACCAAGUGAAGGAACUUGAACAGAAACUGCAAGUGGCUGGCGCUAAAUUAUUAGAAAAGGGUGAUGGAAGCAGUCCGGCUGAACAUAAAGAUGGAUUGGAGAUUAAAUCCAGAGACAUUGGUGCAGUCAUUUCCACUCCCACAAAAAGAAAGAGCAAGAAAAAGUUAGAAGCUGCAUCUGCACAAGCCUCAUCCUCUUCUCAGACUCAUACUCAAACUGCAGAUGUUUCGCCUGCCAUGACCUUUAAAAUCAUCUUGGGAGUGGCCUUGGUAUCUAUCAUCAUUGGCGUGUAUCUUGGAAAGCGUUAUUAGUUUCGGCAUUUUGGAUUUCGGUUUUGCUCUAUGUUUCAGGUUUUUUUUGGCCCUUCUUUGUUUUAAUUUUUUUUAAUUCGUUGUUUCAUACCAGUCGAUACACGAGGUUGGAAGCUGUAUUAGUAUGCUUUCUAGCUUAGGUUUUUGAGUCGGUUAGGGAAUUUGUUUUUCAUUAUUGCCCCUUGCCUCAAUGCGCUAGACAAAAGAAGUGUUCAAUUCAUGUAAUAUUCAAGUUUGCAUUAAUUGGUUUAUUGAUUGGAUUGCAA